GUGUUGUGGAACACCUGUAUAAAAUUCUCUACAGUGUUAUAGCCGAUGGUUGGAAUGAUUUGCACUUUGUAACAAAAUGAAGGCUUUCACUGCAGCGCUGCUUCUGAACCUUUCCAUCACACUGCCGUAUGCUCUCGCUGUGAGUCCCACAGACUGUAAUGCCGUCGAGGCUCUGGCUGGGAAAGCCCUAGACCUGGUCAAUAAAGGACGACGGGAUGGCUACCUUUUCCAGUUGCUGCGAGUCGCUGAUGCCCACUUGGACAAAGGGGAAUCUUCAACUGUCUAUUAUUUAGUUUUAGACGUGAUAGAAUCCGAUUGUUCAGUCCUAUCCAGGAAAUUUUGGGAUGACUGCACGCCAGAUUUUUCUAGACAUCCAAUUCACACUGUGAUUGGACAAUGUAAGGUAAUAGCAACAACACAUUUGAAUGAACCUCAGUAUCCACGAGUAGACCACUUUAACUGCACCACAAGUUCUGUCUCUUCAGCACUGGCCAAUACCAAAGACAGUCAUGUACUCAUUGAUUACUUUGAAGAUACUGAGCACUACAGAAAACAAGCUGAAAAGGCACUUGAGAAGUUCCAAGGGGAGAAUGGCGACUUUGCCUCAUUCAAAGUGGACCAAGUGGAGAGAGUGUCAAGAGCGAGAGGAGGGGAAAGAACCAAUUACUACUUUGAUUUCUCUGUGAGGAAUUGCUCUGCUUACCACUUUCCCAGGCACUCCAACGUUUUUGGAUUCUGCAAAGCAUAUUUUUCCUAUGAUCCAGAAGUUUCUAACUUGGAAAAUCCAAACCAUAUUGAUGUAAACUGUGAAGUCUUUAACAUUGAGGUACACAGGAACAUCAGCGGUGUCCAUCCUUUCUUUGGACGUCACAACCACUCUUGGCAUGAGCAUUCUCAAGAAAGGCCUCCGGUUAGGCACAAGGGAUCCAGAGACCAUCAUUCCCACAAGACACAAAAAUUUGAAUGCCCACCUUCCGGAGAAGAGGAAAGGCCACCGUCUCAAACAGGAACUCCCCCACCAUUGCCCUCUUCAAGGUCAAGAUGUCAUCCCCACCGUCUUGACAUCGAUGGGAUCCAUGGGCCACCUCAUAACCACAGUUCGAGUGAGCACCAUCCCCACAGACACCAUCCCCAUGGACACCAUCCCCAUGGACACCAUCCCCACGGACACCAUCCUCAUGGACACCACCACCACGGGCACCACGCCCACAGUCAGGAGGCCCCUGGUCAACACCCCCAUGGACACCAUCCUCCCGGACACCAUCCUCAUGGGCACCAUUCUCACAGACACCAUUCUCGUGGGCGUCAUCCUCACGGACACCAUCCCCCUGGUCACGGUUUCCAUGACUUUGGACCCUGUGACCCACCACCCCAUAGGCAAGGUCACCAAGAUCACCAUCAUCAUCAUGGUCCACCUCAUCAUCAUGGUCCACCUCAUCAUCAUGGUCCACCACCAAGGGAUUCAGAGGAAAGAGAUCCAAGAGGUCCAGGUAGAGGAGACCUUCCCUUCCGAAGGGGCCCUUUUGGAUAUGUUCACCAACUCCCACCACUGAAGACAGGAGAAGUUCUUCCUCCUCCUGAAGCGAACUUCCCCCUCUCCUCACUGCCACAUCACAAACCUUCCAAGCCAGAGCUUCAGCCCUUUCCUCAAUCACCCUCUAAGUCAUGUCCAGGGAAGCAUAAAGAUGACUUUCCCCAAGUCUCCAAGUUUUUUUGAGAUUCAAGAUAAAUCUGAUUCGAUUCAUGGAAGAAGCAGAAUUAUCUUUUGAAUUAAAACUGUAAAUA
This is a messenger RNA of Sorex araneus (European shrew), 1785 nucleotides long. It is a transcript of the gene HRG, whose product is annotated as histidine rich glycoprotein. The coding region runs from base 77 to 1717 and encodes 546 amino acids. Gene Ontology annotation, biological process: regulation of platelet activation; negative regulation of endopeptidase activity; heme transport. Gene Ontology annotation, cellular component: blood microparticle; endolysosome; extracellular region. The record is from RefSeq and is a predicted model, not a curated record. Gene Ontology annotation, molecular function: zinc ion binding; cysteine-type endopeptidase inhibitor activity; serine-type endopeptidase inhibitor activity. The transcript is spliced from 7 exons. NCBI's taxonomy places the organism in Eukaryota, Metazoa, Chordata, Mammalia, Eulipotyphla, Soricidae.